Pseudonaja textilis is the source of this 1749-nucleotide messenger RNA. It is a transcript of the gene TUFT1, whose product is annotated as tuftelin 1. Gene Ontology annotation, biological process: intracellular signal transduction. The record is from RefSeq and is a predicted model, not a curated record. Gene Ontology annotation, cellular component: intracellular anatomical structure; I band. NCBI's taxonomy places the organism in Eukaryota, Metazoa, Chordata, Lepidosauria, Squamata, Elapidae.
CCUUGAUGCGCAGGGAUGGACAGGUGGCGGCAGGACCGGCUGGGCAGCUUCGGAGGGCAGGUGAGAAGCUGGUGUUGCACGGAAGGCCCAAAGCCCGGAGAAGCCAAGGAGCUCUGGGCCCGGUGCAGGAGAUUCUCCCUGCCGGCGUCGGCCCUGGGGCACCCACCUGGACCCCCCCUCGCCGGUCCUGCCAGAGAGGAGAAGAACAAAUGGUGGUGUAUCCAGGACAGCGUCAAAGUCUUAAGGUUGACCCUACAGAAUGACCUCCCCGGGGACCGACCUGACCAAAUAAAGCAAAAGCCGGUGGGCAGAGCCUUCGCCAUGGUGGCCAGCCGACCCACGAGUAGCCACACCCUGGCAUCUGAAUGCGUCAAGUGUAAUGAGGGGGAAGAGGAGAUCAUUAAGGUGUACCUGAAAGCCCGGGCCGAAGACAGGGCGAAGCACGAAAACGGGCCCUCUCCGUUGACAAACGACAGCUGUCACUCAGAGAAUAAGUCAAACGGCUUCCAGCCUCUUCGGACAGUGACGUACCGCACCGUAUCUAUAAGCCAGGACGAACCCGCCUAUCCCACCGAGGACAUCUCCGUCAUGCGCGAGACAACCAAAAGACUCUUUUCAAAACUUCAGGAGGCCGAGAAGAGGCAUCAGUCCGAUCGGGCGGCCUAUGAGACGUCGAUCUCGCAUUAUCGGAGGGAAGCAGAACAUUCGGGCAUCGCCCUCCGGAAAGCCGAAACGGAACUGGAAAUGAAGGACCUUAAAUUGGAGGAAUUGCAACGGCUCCUCACCGGCAUGGAGAAGGAACACCAGAUCCUCCUGCAGAAAGUUCGAGAUGGAGAAAUGCAGCUGGAAGACCUGCGGAGCUCGGAGAAGGACAAGGCAGCCGAGCAGGAAAGGUCGGCCAAGCUAGAGAAGGAGGUGGCUGGUCUCCGGGAGAAAAUCCACCACUUGGACGACAUGUUGAAGAGUCAACAGCGCAAAGUCCGGCAGAUGAUCGAGCAGCUGCAGAACUCCAAGACGGUGAUCCAGUCCAAGGACAGCAUCAUUCAUGAGCUCAAGGAGCGAGUGGCGUAUCUGGAGGCCGAGAACCUGGAAAUGCACGACCGCAUGGAACACCUGAUCGAAAAGCAGGCCAACCCGGGGACCUUCCACAGCCGCACCCGUUCCAAGUCGGAGACGGUCAGCAGCAAAAGGUUCACCAAGCCCCUGGGACCGAAACCUUUGCCCCUGAUCCGAGUCUUAGAGACAUGAAUGGGAUUUGUGACUCCGCCUGGGGAAGUUUGUGCCCACUGCAGACCCGCUGGACGUCGGCUGCUGCCUCUUCUUCGUCGCUUCGUCUACCCCAAGUUCCUCACCCCCACCCCACCCUCCCGUGCCAAGGGGGAGGGCAUUGGCACGAGCAGGAAGACCUUAAAAGCCGUGGGUUUUAAUCGCAUUGAGGCAGAGGAGGAGGAAACGCAUGACUGCAGAAGGAAGAUGGAGCGAGCGGGAUAGCGGGUUCACUUUGGAAAAAGGACGGUGUUUUUUAAGCUUCCCAACCAGUUUCAGAGCUUUGGUUCUCCUGCAAACUUAAUUUGGGGUUGAGAGAGGGAGGAGGCUCUUCCGGUGAAUAAAGCUUAAUUCAAAAUAAAUAACUUUUCUUCUGCUUUGCCUUCCGAGCGAGGCGCUUCCCACUGUCUCCUCUUCACCGUGGAAAAACCCUUGAGUCCCUCCCGUUAUUUUAAAACCCAUUUCAACCCUCGUUCUCCAAAA